Molecule: messenger RNA, 1073 nt
Organism: Mycena citricolor
Lineage: Eukaryota; Fungi; Basidiomycota; Agaricomycetes; Agaricales; Mycenaceae
Source: the annotation of a GenBank genome assembly
CCUAGUCAGCGAUAAGUCAUAGACUACGAGAAGAAACCCGUUUCUCUUGCAUCGUCAGUUGGAAAGAAUACCUUCCUUCACAUGCUUCCGAAGAUAAUUGCCUUCGAUCUGGAUUACACUCUGUGGGAUCUCUGGAUCGACACCCAUGUCACGCCGCCGCUCACAUCAUCAGACGACACGGGCGCUGUUGUCGACGCCCACGGGACAGAGAUCGAUUUCUACCCUGACGUGCGGGCGAUACUGCGCCGUCUGAGAGCGGACGGCGUUUUUGUGGCUGCAUGCUCGAGGACGCACGCACCCGAUCUCGCGCUCCGAGCACUCAACCUCCUCCGUGUUCCCGAGUCGGAUGAGGAGGACGGUAUUGAGCCCGGAAAGCCUGCUAUCGAGUACUUUGAUAACCUGCAGAUAUACCCUGGCUCGAAACUUGCGCAUUUUCGAGCGAUACACAAGAAGACGGGAAUCCCAUAUGAGCAGAUGUUGUUCUUCGACGAUGAGUCGCGGAACCGGGAGGUCGAACGAUUGGGUGAGUAGGUUCUCUGGUUGAUAUACGGGAUGCUUCAACACUAGUACAGGAGUUGUCUUCCAUUACACCCCCAAGGGGUCAGCCACGAUGUACUUGCAGCUGGACUGAAGUCGUGGACGAAUCGCGUCAUCGGCAACUAGAUCAUUCUCAACGUUGAACUUUGAAUGCGUCUAGUCACACCAUCCCCGCAGAGAGUGCGGUGACACAUCCAGCAUGUGGGCCGGGGUCAUUGGCCUGUCCGUCUCUGACGCUGAAAAUAUAAGACGAUUGCUGCUGCAUCGCAUCUGUCAAGCGUACGAAGCCAGAGCUCGACCUGUCACCAGGCUAGCAGUGCUUCUUCUGCAGGCAGCAAACGGCAGUGAAUGGAUGGAUUAUUUGCGUUGACUCGGAACUUCUUUAACGCUUUCAUGGACUCCCUCUCCUCGAUUUUAGCACUUUCCUGGUUUAGAUCCACGAUGCCCAUCAUAAUCGUAGUCCCCUGCAUAUGCAUGCACUACUUGUGCUAUAUCACAUGUCGAGAUGACUCGCAAAGCUUUGUGACAUGUCCUCA